Messenger RNA from Anarrhichthys ocellatus (wolf-eel), 1456 nucleotides. It is a transcript of the gene rdh12l, whose product is annotated as retinol dehydrogenase 12, like. The record is from RefSeq and is a predicted model, not a curated record. The coding region runs from base 193 to 1086 and encodes 297 amino acids. The transcript is spliced from 7 exons. Lineage: Eukaryota; Metazoa; Chordata; Actinopteri; Perciformes; Anarhichadidae.
AUUGGCUGAAAUUACAGCUGAUCAAACGCAACAACAAUGACAGUUCCGCAUUGCCAAAUUUCAACCUGACGCCUUUUAAGAAGUUUGUGUGAUUACUGAGCCGUUAAAACUGAGGUAGAAGAGUCGUUUUCAGGUUUUUUAGUUAGUUCGGUGUUUCAUCAGAUAACCAACUGACUGCUGUAGUAAAGAAAGAUGGAGGCAAUAAGAAACGUCUUCCGGGCUGCCUGGUCCUCUGCGGAGAGACUAGACGACAGAACGGCCAUCAUCACCGGCGCUAACGCUGGCAUCGGCAAGGAGACAGCCAUCGACCUGGCGAAGAGAGGGGCCAAGGUGAUCAUGGCGUGCAGGGACAUGGAGCGAGGACAGGCCGCUGUGAAAGAAGUCGUUGAAAUCUCAGGCAGCGAACAUGUUGUUUGCAUGAAACUCGACUUGGCAGACAGCAAGUCGAUUAGAGAAUUCGCUGAAGCCGUUAAUAAAGGAGAGCCGAAGCUCAACCUCCUCAUCAACAACGCCGGUGUGAUGGUUUGUCCUUAUGGGAAAACAGCCGACGGCUUUGAGAUGCAGAUCGGCGUUAAUCACUUUGGUCACUUCCUGUUGACGCAUUUGUUGAUCGACCUGAUUAAAAGAUCGGCACCGGCCAGGAUUGUCACGGUGUCCUCCAUGGCUCACUCCUGGGGCUCCAUCAAUCUGGAGGACAUCAACAGCGAGAAGAGUUACGACAAGAAGGCCGCCUACUCUCAGAGCAAGCUGGCCAACGUCCUCUUCACCCACUCGUUGGCUAAGAAACUAGAAGGCACAGGCGUGACAACGUAUUCUCUCCACCCUGGAGUCGUCAAGACGGAUUUGUGGCGUCAUCUGAACGGCCCUCAGCAGUUCUUAAUGAAGAUGGUCAGCCCCUUCACCAAAAACUCUUCCCAGGGAGCUCAGACGAGCAUUUACUGCGCGGUGGAACCGUCGCUGGAGAAAGAGAGCGGUGGAUACUACAGCGACUGUGCUCCUGCCAGCUGCUCAGCGGCCGGUAAAGACGACGUCCUGGCGCAGAAGUUCUGGGAUUUGAGCUGUCAGAUGCUGUCGAUACCGUGGUGAAGAGGCAGAGCGGCUCCAAAACACAAUCCCUCCGUUUACAGGGUUUUCUUUGCAAUAUAUUUCACUGACACUGAUGUGUCAAAACAUUAUCUUGAUAUGAUUUUUCGUUUGUUUACUUACUAACAUACAGUAGUCUCAUAACACUCAUGGCACUCUUUCUAAUAAAGAAAAUACUAAGUCAAUUAUAUAACUUAUAUAAAGAUUAUAAUUCUAACUAACUAAAUGAUCACAAUCUUUAAUACUUUUCUAUACAUUUUUACAAUGGCUUUGUAGUGGAUAUUUGGAUGAAAUUGUGGAUUAAAAGGGUUUUCUUCAUGUCGCUAAUGUUGUUCUGUAUUUUCUGGCAUUAAACCCAAGUUUUACAAUCCGU